Messenger RNA from Naegleria fowleri, 1371 nucleotides. RefSeq lists its product as uncharacterized. Gene Ontology annotation, cellular component: mitochondrion; succinate-CoA ligase complex. The transcript has a single exon. Bases 1 to 1371 code for a protein of 456 amino acids. Lineage: Eukaryota; Heterolobosea; Eutetramitea; Acrasida; Naegleriidae. The record is from RefSeq and is a predicted model, not a curated record. Gene Ontology annotation, molecular function: succinate-CoA ligase (ADP-forming) activity; metal ion binding; ATP binding. Gene Ontology annotation, biological process: tricarboxylic acid cycle; succinyl-CoA metabolic process.
AUGAUCUCAUCAUCCUCUUCAUCGUUAUUCUUUCGAACUUGUUGUUUGAAAAGCACAACCAAAUCCAGCCUCUCCUCUCUGCUUCUCUCCAAUCCGAAUAGUGCUUUCACCAACUGUAUUCAAAAACGUUUUCUCAACAUCCACGAAUAUCAGGCUCAAGAGCUAUUCAGAAAAUAUGAUAUUGCUGUUCCCAGAGGUAAAGUCAUCACGAAUGUAACCGAAGUCAAAAAAGCCUGCAUUGAAUUGGGCUACAAUGUGGAUUAUAUUGUGAAGGCUCAAGUCUUGGCCGGUGGAAGAGGACGAGGAAAAUUCAAGAAUGGUCUCAAAGGUGGUGUCCAAAAAGCACUUUCCGUUGCAGAAGCUGAAGAAUAUGCUUCUAAAAUGUUGGGUCAAGUCCUUGUAACCAAACAAACUGGACCUGAAGGAAAGCCAUGUAACAAGGUUUAUAUUCAAGAAAGACUUUAUGCUCGUCGAGAAUUAUAUCUCGCCAUUUUACUGGAUCGACAAUCGGGUGGACCUGUUUUAAUCGGAAGUACUCAAGGAGGAAUGGCUAUUGAAGAUGUUGCUAAGGAGAGCCCUGAAGAAAUUCACACCAUUCAAAUCAGUGUUAAAGAUGGAUUGAAAAAGUCUCAAGCGGAAGAGUUAGCUCAAAAAUUAGGUUUUUCUCGUGAUGACAUGAUGCAACAAGCGGUCGACCAAAUUACAAAACUUUAUAAUUUGUUCAUGAAGACAGAUGCAGUUCUUCUGGAAAUCAAUCCUUUAAUUGAAACUGCUGAUGGAAAAGUGAUUUGUGCUGAUGCUAAAAUUAAUAUUGAUGACAAUGCUGCGUUCCGUCAAAAAGAACUUUUUGCUCUCAAAGACAUUUCACAAGAAGAUCCUAGAGAUGUUCGUGCUGCAAAAUAUGAUUUGAAUUACAUUGGUCUUGAUGGUAAUAUUGGAUGUAUUGUUAACGGAGCAGGUUUGGCCAUGGCCACUAUGGAUAUCAUUAAAUUAUAUGGUGGAGACCCAGCUAACUUUUUGGAUGUGGGUGGUGGUGCAUCUCAGGACCAAAUUGUGGAGGCUCUUAAGAUUCUCAAUGAUGAUCAUCAUGUUCAAGCAAUUUUGGUGAAUAUUUUCGGAGGUAUUAUGAGAUGUGACCUUAUUGCGCAAGGUUUGAUUAAUGCUGUGAAGGAGACUGAGUUGAGAGCUCCAGUUGUUGUUCGUUUGCAGGGUACCAAUGUGCAACAAGCGAAGGAUAUCCUUGCCAAGAGCGGAAUUCGUAUCAUUCCAGCUGAUAAUCUCGAGGACGCUGCUCAGAAGGCUGUGAAAAUUGCAUCCAUUGUCGUCAACGCAACGGAUUUGGGCUUGAAAGUUAAUUUUGAACUCAAGUAA